AAGAUUGUAGGAGUCACAUGGACUCAACUUUCUAACUGGUGUCCACUUGUUGCACGCGCUGUGGGCAGCUGUCUCGCGCUGCUGUGUAGUUUUUAACUCACUUGCUUUUCACGCUUUUUUUGGUCUUUAAAAACCCGGCUUUGUUUUUCUACUUUCCGUGGACUCCCGCUGCAGACACCGGUUGCCCCUUCAGUGUUGACUAUGAAAACUUCACACGAGUGAAACCUGUUUUGUGAUGUGAAACUUUUGCCGAAAAGGAAAUAAGUUUUUUUAAUUCAUCCACUCACAAUGACUGAGGAGAGCAGAAGUGAGCACAGAGCUGAAAGCGGGAAGGACCUGGAGAAACAGCUCCGGUUACGAGUGUGCGUCCUAAAUGAACUUUUAAAGACUGAACGGGAUUAUGUUGGGACACUAGAGUUUCUCUCGGAAGUCCGGGAAUCCAGCCUAAUGGAGAAAGCAGCUGCUAAGAGGGAUGGUUUGCUGGCUCUUACAAACCCAGGUGUUCAAGUGAAGCCUGUGUGCUUCAUGCCAACAUCCAGCUCCCUCCUGUGUUGUGAUGGAAACAGGAACAGAAGAUGCUGAUGGUCAGUGCGUCCUGAUUUGAUGAAAACAUACAAACAAAAUGUGUAAACAGAGGGCUCUCCAGCAUCGGGCCAUAUAUGGAGGCAUGUUGUAUUGAUGUUGGAAGCGAAAAUAAGCUGUUGCACUUUUCAUUUUUAAUAAAUACU
Molecule: messenger RNA, 728 nt
Organism: Epinephelus moara (kelp grouper)
Lineage: Eukaryota; Metazoa; Chordata; Actinopteri; Perciformes; Serranidae
Product: phosphatidylinositol 3,4,5-trisphosphate-dependent Rac exchanger 2 protein-like
Exons: 3
Coding region: 289-582 (97 amino acids)
Source: RefSeq, a predicted model, not a curated record